AAAAACAGAUCGAUUGAAACUGCAAUGCAAUGCAACUCCACUGCAUGCAGAGGUACCGUUGAAUCUAAAGUAUUGAUUUAUAUCAACUGAUAAGCAGUCACCAUGAACCGUGAUAAACGAGAGGUCGAAUAUCCUACUGAACUGGAGUCUCAAUACAUUUUGAGAUUGCCCGAGGAACCUGCUAAGGUUUUACGCGAGGUGCUCAAAUCUGGUGAGAAUUUAAAGAAUCGCUUGACUAUACAGGUCGAAAACGACAUGAGACAAGGAGAAGUACGCUUCGAUCAUUGGCUCAUGCACGCCAAAAUCGUAGAUCUUCCUACCAUAGUAGAAUCACUUAAAACUAUCGACAAUAAGAGUUUUUAUAAAACUGCCGAUAUAUGCCAAAUGAUGAUAUGUAAAGACGAGCCGGAUUUACCCACAGUGGAAGAGGAAUCUCCAACUAAAAAUAAGAAGAAAGAUCCUUACAAAGUUGACAAGAAGUUCUUGUUUCCGCAUGGUAUUACGCCACCAACGAAAAAUGUGAGAAAGCGCCGUUUCAGGAAGACAUUAAAGAAGAAAUUCGUUGAGGCUCCUGAGGUUGAGAAAGAGGUUAAGAGAUUGUUACGAGCAGACAAUGAGGCUUUCAGUGUAACUUGGGAAGUCAUAAAAGAGGAAGAAGAAGUAGUUAAACAUGAACCGAAAGCAAACACAAAAGCCGAGAAGAAAUCUAAAGCGGCUCUAAAGAGGGAAGCAGCAUUACGGCCAGUCAAACCGGAAACUUCAAACGUGGUUGACAUAUUCGGUGGAGCUGUCAGCGAUAGUGAUUUGGAAGAUGAGAAUAUUAAUGUUGAAAUGGAAGAUAGCCGCUUAUCACCAUAUGACAGCCGUUUAUCAGAUACAAACUCGAUGUUCAAUGAGUUAUCUAAACGAGAAUUGCCUGUUGAGUAUGAUAUGUUUUCUCGUAAUCCGGAAACCAGUAGUCAUAGCCGUUCUUUGACUCCUGCGGUGGCAAGGAGUGGUAUGUCAUCUGAAGAUGACGGGGAAUUUCAUCGAGAUAUGACCAAAGAUAACAUGACUGGGAGAAUCGAACAACUCCGAACAGAAUUGGAGGAAUUAAAGCAACGUAAACUGAAAACUCAGCAAGAAAUUGCAGGAAUGGAGAACCAAGCAUUACGGCAAAGGUUUUCGGAAGCAUUACAUUCCUUAAAUAAAGAUAUAAUGUAUAAGGAGAUGGAAUAUCAGGGGUUAUUAACCCUUCAGAAUUCAGAUGAUAUUUAAAUUCUCAUACUAUAUAGUUGCUACUGUACUAUUGAUAUAUAACUUACGUUUGUUAAAUAUAAAAUUAGCUUAAAUGUUAAUUGAUAUUUCUUAUUCACAAUAAUAAUUAAUACUGCUAUAAUACAAUUUUGGCGAAAUUUGAGCCACAGAUAGAAUACACCUUUAGAAAUAACAUAGGCUACUGCAAAUUUGCAACUAUAUAACGAAUUUCGCAAAUCGCUGUUACUGAUUUAAGUUAUAACUAACACGUAAUACCCAAACAUAACUGAUAAAAAGGUACAUAUAUGUUAAUCAAUAUACAAUAAUAAAUGUGGUCAUA
This is a messenger RNA of Amyelois transitella, 1576 nucleotides long. RefSeq names its product transcription initiation factor TFIID subunit 7. The coding region runs from base 103 to 1257 and encodes 384 amino acids. Gene Ontology annotation, biological process: transcription initiation at RNA polymerase II promoter; RNA polymerase II preinitiation complex assembly. Gene Ontology annotation, molecular function: RNA polymerase II general transcription initiation factor activity. The record is from RefSeq and is a predicted model, not a curated record. Lineage: Eukaryota; Metazoa; Arthropoda; Insecta; Lepidoptera; Pyralidae. The transcript has a single exon. Gene Ontology annotation, cellular component: transcription factor TFIID complex.